Camellia sinensis is the source of this 324-nucleotide messenger RNA. NCBI's taxonomy places the organism in Eukaryota, Viridiplantae, Streptophyta, Magnoliopsida, Ericales, Theaceae. The record is from RefSeq and is a predicted model, not a curated record.
AUGUGCACUUACAACUACGCCGCUCAAGCGAUGCGUGGAGUCAAGGCGAGAACCAACUUCGUUUACCCAUCUUCACCUCCUCAUUCAAUCAUCGACAAUCUCAUCCCUCUGUUUCACUACAAGAAAUCAUCUCAGUCCUCUAUGAGAUAUAUACCUAAUCGAAGCUUUGCUCCUCCUCCUCCUCCUCAUGUCGGUGACUUCUCUGGUUCUUCUCUCAGCAUGCUUCUCUUGCCUCAAACUAUGUCUAUGUACGAUCAAAUUCCAUAUAUCGAUCACUGUGGUUCUCAAUCAUAUACUGGGUCUCUCUCUGUUUUGCUCUUCUAA